Molecule: messenger RNA, 760 nt
Organism: Anopheles aquasalis
Lineage: Eukaryota; Metazoa; Arthropoda; Insecta; Diptera; Culicidae
Source: RefSeq, a predicted model, not a curated record
UAUCGGUAUUCAAAAGUACGAUUUGACUCAUUUGGGAGAAGGUGCUAGUUUUGUGGCAAGUAAAGAUGAAAUGACGCAGUGCGUCGAGAGGAGAUCGACUGAAACAUCAUCAAUGAUCGACAAAACAAAAGAAGCAUCUGUGAGUUUAUGUUUCAGCGCCAUACAAAUAACUGAAAAAGAAUGUGUUGAAAGUGAUGACGAGAUUGACAACGAAACAUCCUUUAGUUCGAUGAACGUUUCUUCCGUUAACCAGGAUGAUGAAUUAAUGGACGGGAUCACUUUUAUACCACCAACACCUCCCAAUGAACGUGAAAAUGACCCAUCAUAUGAAGAUACAAUGCAACCUAAAUGCUCUUUAUCUGAGAUAGAGGAGAUUCAAAAGCAGGGGUUAUGCAACAAAAAAGUCGAUUCCAGUUUGACUCCAGCAUCAUUUGAAAUUGAUCUAAAAUCGUUGGCUGGACAAACGAUGGAACAUAACCAGUCUGAAAUUGAGAUCGUGGAGCCUGAACUCAUCAGUGACUCUCCCAACGAAAGUAUCGAUGCAAGUAUGACUCCAGCUGCUGUUGAAAUUGCUCGAGAAUCGUUAGCUGGACAAACGAUGGAACAGAGCCAGGCUAAAAUUGAGAUCGUAGAGCCUGAACUCAUCAGUGACUCUCCCAACGAAAGUAUCGAUGCAAGUAUAACUCCAGCUGCUGUUGAAAUGUAUGUAUGGAAUGCUGAUUGCUUUAUCGUUGCGCAUUGGUCUUUAAUCAUGAUUUAA